Molecule: messenger RNA, 1591 nt
Organism: Habropoda laboriosa
Lineage: Eukaryota; Metazoa; Arthropoda; Insecta; Hymenoptera; Apidae
Product: protein tyrosine phosphatase type IVA 1
Exons: 7
Coding region: 897-1424 (175 amino acids)
Biological process (GO): protein dephosphorylation
Cellular component (GO): nucleus
Molecular function (GO): phosphatase activity
Source: RefSeq, a predicted model, not a curated record
UUUUCAUCGUCGCGCUACUGCUGGCCCAGAUUCGAUGCGACCGUCACGGCAGGAACGUGAUAUCCGACUUGUCCACGAGUUUCGCUGGGCCUCCCGGCUUCUACAUCGUCACCUUCGAUCGUCCAUAAUAGCUAAAAAGAAAAAAGCGGCACAAAUACACCUGCUCGCCGCACGAGGCUGGUUUGGAUCAUCAAAUGACCUUAAGUUUCCUGGUGAGUGCAUCCUCACAUACAUGGAGUUUCAGCUGGAUAGUGCAGAAUACUGCCAGGCUCAACACAAAUAGAGAGACACGCCCAAACACCCUGCAACCUGCUAGGUAUUAUUAAAGAAAGAGUAAGGAAGAACAUCUUAAUCAGGCAAAAGGAAAUUUUAUAAUAUUGGGAUCAUUGCCUCAAAGUCAGAAAAUCAUCAGCUAGUCAUCACGCAAAACAUAGAAGAAUUACCUAGAAUCAAUUGUUAAUUUACAAUAUUAAAUGCAAGCAUCGUAGCUACUGAGCGCACCUGAUCCAGGCGCACCCAGUGCCAAAUAGUUAAUCUUCCGAAUCAUAGUCAAGGAUCCCAGGUGGGAAUCAAUCGCAUAUCAACAACGCCUAAUGUAACGUAGCCCUCACCCUUUCAGCUAAACUUGCACCUUUAUAACCUUUCUUGAGGUCUACAUGUGAACCCAUUGUUCUGUCCUCUGUAAAAAAAUAACAAAGUAUUCAAUUAGUUAAAUGAGAAACAACUUUAUAAGACUGACAUCUAUGGGCUAAGUUGUUAAAUUCAGCCUUUGUUGCUUCAUAUAGUGUGGCACAUUGCAAAAGUAAAGAGAAACAGUGUCGUACAAAAUCAUUAAAGAAAACUAAAAAUUAAAACGAUAAAAAAGUAAGAGUACACCGCUUGUUGUCCAAGAGGAAAUGAGCAACAUGAGGGUGAAGGACAUUAGGCCAGAGCCCGCCGAGAUCGAAUACAAAAAUAUGAAGUUCCUCAUUACUGAUCGGCCCAAUGAUCAGACCAUUCAUACUUUUAUUCAAGAACUGAAAAAGCACAAUGUCAAAGAAGUAGUGAGGGUCUGCGAACCAACGUACAAAGUUGAGGAACUUAAAGCAGAAGGGAUCAAUGUCAUAGACUUGGUAUUUGAUGAUGGCACAUUUCCACCAAAUGAAGUCAUCGACGAGUGGUUUGAAUUACUGAAAAAUCGAUUCCGUGAAUCUCCUGAUGCAUGUGUGGCGGUCCAUUGCGUCGCAGGACUUGGUAGAGCACCAGUCUUGGUUGCACUUGCUCUUAUCGAGCUUGGACUAAAAUACGAGGAUGCGGUUGCGUUAAUCAGGGAUAAACGACGAGGCGCCAUCAACUCCAAGCAGCUGGCCUAUCUUGAAAAAUAUCGUCCCAAGUCUCGGUUGAAGCUCAAAAAUGGACAAAAGAACUCCUGCUGCGUCCAAUAGAUCAAACGAUUUCUUUGAAAAGUUACUAAUUCAUACUGAUUGGUAUACCUAAUUGUAUAGGUUUUCGCGCCUGGUAACAAGAGACAUACUGUAUCGAAUCUGUUCUGAAAGGCCUAUCAAUGGAAAUGCAACCGAACUACUUAUCAAACAAUUUUAAAGGUAUACAG